Molecule: messenger RNA, 1126 nt
Organism: Pelagomonas calceolata
Lineage: Eukaryota; Pelagophyceae; Pelagomonadales; Pelagomonadaceae
Source: the annotation of a GenBank genome assembly
CGCUGCGAUCCAUCGCAGCGCCGUCGCCCACCGUCCCUCUGCAGACCUCAAACCAGGCAUGAGCAUCGUCCAAGCCCAAAAGAAGCGCCGCGGCAACAAUGAAGUGGCGGUAAGACUGCCGAGUUCGAGCAUCGCGACGAGCGGCCCCGGGAGUGGGUUAAGAGCGCUACAAGAAGAGGACGACGAGGAGCCCCGCACAAGUAACUUGCAAGCCCCGAUCAUGUUACUGAGCGGCCAGGACGCUCCCGUCUACGGCGUCAAGUUCUCGCCGACCGGCGACGUCCUCGCGUCGGCGGGCGCCGAGAAGGCGAUUUAUCUGUGGGAGGUCUACGGGGAUUGUGCAAAUUACAACGUCCUCCGAGGUCAUCAAAAUGCCAUCCUAGACUUAUCCUUCUUUCGGGACGGGCGAACUUUGGCGACGGCUUCUGCCGAUAAGAGUGGCGCCUUGUGGGACGCCCAUAAAGGUAAAAGGAAGCGGAAAUUACCUUGUGCUUCGAUAGCGAACGGCUGUUGCGCCGGGUCGAUGGACGACCACGUCGCGGUAGCCUGCGACGAUGGUUCGGUAUUGUUGUGGGACGCUAGACAACGGAAGCCCGCCAAACAACUACAAACGCAGUACGCGCUAUGUGCGGUCGCGUUGGAAGGUUCGGAGAAUCGGGUCUUCGCCGGCGGCCUCGAUAAUGUGAUUAGAGGAUGGGACCUGCGGAGCGACGAGGUCGUGCUGGAGUUAAAAGGCCACGGGGACACGGUCACGGGUCUAAGCCUGUCGCCGGACGGCUCUCGGUUGCUCUCGAACAGCAUGGAUAGUACAUUAAAAGCGUGGGACGUCGCGCCCUUCAGCCCGUCCGAGCGGUGCGUCGCGACCUUCGAGGGCCACUCGCACGACUUCCACAAGAAUUUAUUGCGGUGUUCUUGGUCCCACGACGGCGAAAAGGUCGCCUGCGGCUCGGCGGACCAGAUCGUCCACGUCUGGGACGUCGCCUCGACGGAGGAGUUGUACUACCUUCCGGGACACAAGGGAGCAGUGACCGAGGUCGACUUCCACCCGAAGGAGCCGAUCCUCGCGUCGGCGUCGUCGGACACGACGGUAUACCUGGGGGAGAUCGCGUAAGUAGUCUUUGCCUUU